Messenger RNA from Sander lucioperca (pikeperch), 3724 nucleotides. RefSeq names its product phosphatidylinositol-5-phosphate 4-kinase, type II, gamma a (gene pip4k2ca). The transcript has 10 exons. Lineage: Eukaryota; Metazoa; Chordata; Actinopteri; Perciformes; Percidae. The record is from RefSeq and is a predicted model, not a curated record. Bases 309 to 1562 code for a protein of 417 amino acids. Gene Ontology annotation, biological process: phosphatidylinositol metabolic process. Gene Ontology annotation, molecular function: phosphatidylinositol kinase activity.
UUGAUAAUAACAUAGGUGGGCUCGAGGGGGCGGUGGUGUACUUGUCAGCGAUGACUUAGGAGUAUGUAGUCACGCAUUAAUGAAUUUAAGUAAUGAUUCAUCACUCAGGUUUAAACGUUAAACUGUGCGUUAGAAAAAUAGCAUCAGUGUAACAGAACCGGAGAUCGACAGGUGACCUUUGGUUGUCGUCACCGUGUCGGUGUGUGAGAGACCCGGGGAGGAGCAGCGAGUGAGACGUUAGCUAGUUCAGCCAUCAGGAAGAAGUGUCAACGCCUGCACCAAGGGACUAGGAGAGCCCGUUUGUGGUCAUGGCUGCCCUCGGUAACUCCGGGGCCGCUUCCAGUCCGAUGGUGGUCCUGGCUCCGAAGACUAAAACGAAAAAGAAACAUUUCGUGCAGCAGAAGGUGAAAGUGUUUCGAGCCAGCGACCCCGUCAUGAGCGUCUUCAUGUGGGGCGUCAAUCACUCGAUCAAUGAUCUCAACCAGGUACCGGUUCCUGUCAUGCUGCUGCCCGAUGACUUUAAAGCCAACACUAAGAUCAAAGUCAACAACCACCUCUUCAACAAAGAAAAUCUUCCAGGACAUUUUAAGUUCAAAGAAUACUGUCCUCAGGUCUUCCGAAAUCUAAGGGAACGGUUUGGUAUUGAGGAUCUGGACUAUCAGGUUUCACUGACUCGCAGCCCCCCGAUGAGGAGCGUAGAUGACCAGGGGGAGGGUCUGCUCCUCAACUCCUACGACCGAACGCUGGUCAUCAAGCAAAUCUCCAGCGAGGAUGUUGCAGACAUGCACAACAUCCUGUCUGAGUAUCACCAGCACAUAGUGAAGUGUCACGGCAGCACCCUGCUGCCCCAGUUCCUGGGGAUGUACCGGGUGAGCGUGGACAGCGAGGAGACCUACCUGAUCGUGAUGAGGAACAUGUUCAGCCACAGACUGAUUGUACACAGGAAGUACGACCUGAAGGGCUCUCUGGUGGCACGUGAAGCAAGUGACAAAGAAAGGGGAAAAGAGCUUCCCACCUACAAGGACAUGGACUUCAGGAACAACCUGCAGAAGGUGUAUGUGACGGAUGAGCAGAAGGAGAAGUUCAUGGAGAAACUCAACAGAGACGUGGAGUUUCUGGUGAGACUGAAGAUCAUGGACUACAGUUUGCUGCUCGGUAUCCACGAUGUGGGUCGAGCUGAGCGGGAUGAGGAGGAGGGCGAGGAGGUUUCCAACGAGGAAGAAGCCGACGCGGAGAACGGCCUGGCACCGGGCGCCACGGUGGGCUCCUACGGCACCUCUCCAGAGGGAAUCGCUGGUUACAUGUCCUGCUGCAAACCUCUGGGGCCCGGCGAAUACGACCCCUAUGUGGACGUGUACGCGGUCAGGAGCUGCCCAGGAGCCCCUCAGAAGGAAGUCUAUUUCAUGGGCCUGAUUGACGUACUCACUCAGUACGACACCAAGAAGAAAGCCGCUCAUGCAGCAAAAACUGUCAAACACGGGGCUGGUGCCGAAAUCUCCACAGUCCACCCCGAGCAGUACGCCAAACGAUUUCGCGACUUCAUCUCCAACAUCUUUGCGUAACCCUCGGCUGUGACCGCCGCCACAAGUCGAUCCAACUGAGAGCUAAACUUGUCUUUUUAUCAUUGACCAAAAACUAGUAUGCACACACAGAUCAUGAUUUAAAUGUGGUGAUCUGAGGCGAGACUACUUACGUUUGUAGCAACAUAAUGUACUACUUCUGAUUGCAUAUAUUUAUUUUUAAGAUUUAAGAUGCAUUUCUUAUACAGUAGACACGAAGCACUCUUUAACAGAAUAACUCUGGAGCAUCAGGGUACAUUGAAACAAACUGCUGUUGAUCAGUGUUAGACCACAUCCGUGCGAGAUCAAAUAUUAGUUGUUGUUGUUGUUGUUUUGUCACUUGGCUCUGGUUCCCCAGGCAUGAACUAUUCCUUAAAGGAAGAGUUUGACAUUUUUGGGGAAGUGCGCUUAUUUGCCUAAUGACAAUAGUUAGAUGAGAAGAUUGAUACCACUCUCAUGCGUCUGUUAAAGGUUCCCUGUGGAGUUUUUGACCUCUAUUCCUUUCUUUAUAAAUGGGUCCCUGUUAUGUUUGCCUCGUGCACAAGAACGCCAUGUGCACACCAUGCUCGGUCCUGCCAAUAGUGUCCCACUAUGCCGCUGAUCUACAGGUGGUGGCAACACGCCAACACGUGCAGCAAAGUGCCAGCAGUGAAGAAGAAGAAAGCUAGCAAGGGAACAUGGGUGUAAACAAUGCUGGACUAAAAAGACUUAAAAACUCAGCUUUGCAAAUGUUUUAUGAGAAAGGAAAUGUAUUCAACACCUUUGUUAGACCUCAAGGAUACACCCAAUGUGUUUUUCACUGAAUGUAAACAUAACUUGUUGUUGUUUUUUUUUUACAAGAAUCCCCAGGCACCAUUUUAAUGUGACACUAUAGGAGGACCAGGCGACCGUUAGCUUAGCUUAGCAUAAAGACUGGAAACCGGGGGAAACGGCUAGCCUGGCUCUGUUCAAAAGUAGAACAUAUCCUCCUGCCAGCGCCUCUAAAGACUACAAUUUUGUUAUAAUAGUUUAUGAGAGGUUAUGUGCACAACUUGUCAUUUUUAGUGAGCUUUAGAGAAGCUGUUUGUCAGAUUUUGUUAUCUUUGAACAGAGCCAGGCUAGCUGUUUCUGGUGUUUCCUGGCCCUCCUAUAGCUCCACCUCAAAAGGUGCCCUGAUGAGUUUUCUUGUAAACAAACAAAAGUUUGUGUUACAUUCAGUGAAAAAACACAUUGGGUGUGUCCUUGAUGCUAAGCUAAGCUAACCGGCGGCUGGCCGUAGCCUUGUAUUGGUGUUGCUCCUCUGAUCUAACUCGGUAAAAAAAAAGAGCAAAUAAACCUAGGUCUCAAAACGUCAGACUAUUCCUUUAGUCCUAGAAUCAUAUUUAAUGGAAAUGGGUGUUAAAAGCAUAAUGGUAAUCUACACUCGAGACAUAAUAUUAUUUAUCUAUUGAAGCAGGCCAUUUGAAUGUUUAGAGUGCCAAAUGUGUGGGAUCAAAGCAGGUUUCUGCACUUUGCAUACAAUUUAAUGAACUCUGUCCUGACAAAGCAGUUAAACACUUUAGUCUGCUAAAUUUAAAACACAACGGCCUUGUCAAUUGAAAUGGUAAAUGUGUGGUAUUUAAAUAGAGAGCACUUCAAACAAUUUAGUCUAUAAUCAUGUUGGGCAGCUCUUAGCUACCUAGCUUCCUUUCCCCACAGAACUGGGCCUGCAUUUAGGAUCAGUUCUGCCUUUUUAAUGAAAUACCUUCAUGUGUCGACAUGUAAUUUGACAUCAAAACACUCCCUGAAAAUGAGCCCAUCCAUCAUUAUUCUGGACAGACUUUUUUUUUUUUUUUUUUUUUACGUGGUGUAGCGUUUUGUGCAUUAAAAUGGCAAAUGUGCACUAUGUGAAUCAUUGUGAUAGGGUGAGAUUUAGACAAAUAUAGCACUAGAACUAGGAACUCUUGUCUGUGUAUUGUAAUGGCAUUCCGUGAUAACCAGUGUACUGUGUAAAACAUUGUUGACAAUAACACUACAUUUCAGUAGCUUCUGCAGUUAGCCUUAACACAUCAAUAUCAUACAGCAUUCUUAGACACUGGCAAGGCAGCAUAGAUACAGUUCACUCUGUAUGACUCAUCUACUCCAUGAUCGCACAUGUUGUAUUUUUGCAAAUCAGCUUUUGGACCAAAAUAUAUUUUACAAAGAAU